AUGGCCGAGUAUACUCCUACCGGUCCUACGGGCCCUGUUUCUACCGCCCCGAACAUGAAUGGUUCUGGGGAUGCUGGUUUCUCUGCGACUUCUCAGAUGUCGGCCUCCAACGAGGCUGCAAAGACCCUGUGGAUGGGUGAGAUGGAGGGUUGGAUGGAUGAGAACUUUAUCAAGAACGUCUUUCAGACUGUUCUCUCCGUCGACGUUCAGGUCAAGGUCAUCCGCGACCGCAACUCUGGUAACGCCGGCUAUUGCUUCAUCGAGUUCCCAACUCCGGACGCUGCUCAGAAGGCCCUCACCCUCAAUGGGACCCCAGUCCCCAACUCUUCGAGGGUUUUCAAGCUCAACUGGGCCUCUGGUGGUGGCUUGGUUGACCGACGUGACGACCGCGGCCCGGAAUAUAGCAUCUUCGUUGGUGACCUCGGUCCCGAGGUCAACGAGUUCGUCCUGGUCUCGCUCUUCCAGUCACGGUUCCCCUCGUGCAAAUCGGCGAAGAUCAUGACGGAUGCCAUGACGGGCCAGUCGCGCGGCUACGGCUUCGUUCGGUUCAGCGACGAGUCAGAACAGCAGCGCGCCCUCGUCGAGAUGCAGGGAGUCUACUGCGGCAACCGCGCCAUGCGCAUCUCCACCGCCACGCCGAAGAGCCGCUCCCACCAGUUUGGCCACCACGGCCACGGCGCCACCCAGAUGAUGCCGCCCAUUGCCGGUCAUCCUGGCCCUAUGUGGGGAGUCCCGUCCUACUACGGCCAACAGCCCUUCAACCAACACAUUGCGCCGAUGAACCAAUUCACUGAUCCGAACAACACGACUGUGUUUGUCGGCGGACUCUCGGGCUAUGUGACCGAAGACGAGCUCCGCUCCUUCUUUCAGGGCUUCGGCGAGAUCACCUAUGUCAAGAUCCCUCCCGGAAAGGGUUGCGGCUUUGUGCAAUUUGUCCAUCGCCACGCCGCGGAGAUGGCCAUUAAUCAGAUGCAAGGGUAUCCAAUUGGAAACUCGCGCGUCCGGCUCUCUUGGGGUCGGUCGCAGAAUAAUAGCGGAGUGCACACUCCCUACCGUCCUGCGCCGCCCCCUCCCCACUACAUGGGUGGGAUGCCCCCUCACGGCGGCCUUGGUCCUGGUGGCCCUUACGGUGGCCCGCCGUACGGCGGAAACCCUCCUCAGGGCCCUCCCCCCGGCGGCCCGAUGGCUUAA
Molecule: messenger RNA, 1191 nt
Organism: Thermothielavioides terrestris NRRL 8126
Lineage: Eukaryota; Fungi; Ascomycota; Sordariomycetes; Sordariales; Chaetomiaceae
Exons: 6
Coding region: 1-1191 (396 amino acids)
Biological process (GO): mRNA splice site recognition
Cellular component (GO): cytosol
Molecular function (GO): mRNA binding
Source: RefSeq, a predicted model, not a curated record